UGCGCGCGCGCAGCAGAGAAAGAGGCACGGGGAGGCGGUGCAGUAGAGCAGCAGCAGAGAGGAGAGGUGACAGCGGAGAAUGGAGAGGAGCCCGUCCGCUCGGCGAGCUUUGACCGAGGAGAAGCUUCUCGGUCCUUCUCUUCCAGGGCCGACGUGCUGAAAGUCACCGAGAGAAACUACAGCUGGAGGGGAGAGGAGGGGGGGAGCGCUGGAGUGGGGGACGGACGGAAAGGAAUGGCUGAUCCUCUGCGGAUGACUUUACUAGCGAAACUCCGGGGGAAGAGGUCCAAAAAAGGAGCGACGCUCGGCGGCGGAUUCGGAUCUGCUGCUGCGGCGGCGGCGAACGGGAGCCGAGGAGGUAAAGAAAAAGUUUUGCAAACGCAGCGAGACCCCGGCCGGGCUCUGCGGGGGGUUUGGCUCGCGGGGAUGGAUUUGACGGCCGAGAGAACGAGCACGUACGAGAACUGCGUGGAAGCGGGGAGCUGCGCGGCGGACGCGGCGCUCGCCUCGCGUCUCGSAGAUGCGCAAAAUGCGUUCGGGGAGGAGGAGGAGGUGGGGGGUCCCCGGGGGUCCAGAGUCACGGAGGGAAUCGCCGCGGGUAGCCCGCAGGUCCGGAUCAAACGCUUCGUUUCGGUGCCGGGGCAGCGCRGCGUCGGGGACUCCAUCGGGUUCGGGGACAGCUCCUGUCAUGUGUUGCACCGGGCGCAGGUAGAGGCGCAGCCAGGGCCAGUGAGCUGGGUUGGUGAGGGGGCAGAGCUCAGAGGCAGAGGAUUGCCCYACAUGGCAGGAACUGUGGGGGCUGGACAGGAAAACGAGGCCAAGUGGACUUUUGACCGUGUUUAUCCCARCUGCACUGCAGUGAGCACAGAGGAGAGCGUUGUAAUUAGAAAUGUUGAUGGCUACGAACCUGACUGUUUAGGGAACACCAGGGAGACAUCAGGCAGUCCACAGAGUCCGGCUUUCUUCCCCACAGAGUUACAAAUAUGUGAUCUGAAAAGGAUACCUCUUUGCACAACACAGGGCUCACACAGAUACCCCUUAGAUAGUGAAGAUGACGACUACUAUGAUAAUGAAAUUUUACCCUUCUACGAAGCAGCUAGACCAAAAACUGAGGUUGAUAGAGCGCAGACUGGAGAGUCUGAUCAGRAUAAAGGGCAGGUUAACGGUAGUAGCGCUCAGGAAACAGACCGCCUUAGAAACCAGCUGCAGGAGGCUUACUACCUUCUUAUCAAUGCCAUGAAUGAUAUCAGCUUUGAUUUCCAGCAGAUUAGAGAUGAUUUAGCGGAGCAGCAAGCCUCCUCCUCCUGUAGUAGCCACUCAAGGGACAGCCUGUGCUCCAGGUCGUCUGUCAAACAUAUCGACAGCGACUCCUGGUCCUCAGGAGGCAACCAGAGUUCUCAACAUGGAUCUGACGCCGAGUUGCUGCUCCUCUGCCUCGCAGGAAAUCUCGAGUCAAAGUCAAGGCUGACUAGUAAGAGCACGAGCGACCUGUCUUUGACCAAAAGACCUGCGUUGUUGCGCUCUGCUAGCGAUGGAGCUAUCAGGUAUCAAAGCAAAACUUCGGCUUCUGUUCAGAYGGAAGCCUGCGAUGAUAGAGGAGCUUUGGAGACAAAAAACGCUGAAGUCACGAAAGCGGACGGGCUGUCUGAACCGUACGCGCUCAGCAGCGUCAGCAGCGACGAGCUGCUGCAAGACGCCGGAGGCGAGGAGGACCGAGCCGAGCCRCUCAAUGGGAGCGGCGGCUCGGUCAACAGCCUCGCGGGUUCCUCUGACAGCAACGCGGAGGCGCCGACGCAUCGGGGUCAGGAGACGAGGCGGGAGCAGACCGACGUCCGAGCUCGGGCGGUCGGCUCGGCCAGCAAAGCCCACGGGGUCACCGUCAACAAGAUGCAGGAGUGGAUGCACAAGGGCCGCUUGCUGUCGUCUGAGAUGAAGCAACGCAUCGAGGGUUCGUCUUUACCUCGAGGUGCGGGCCAGACUCAGCACCGGGCCUCUCUCCAGGCCAACCUCAGACCAGGGACCCAGACAUGUGUUGGUGGUGGUAAAUCUAUCAAGACCAAGCCUUCUGCAAUGAAAGCACCAAGACAGCAGCAGCCAGCUUUCAUUGAGAACUUCCAAGCCCCGUGYGCGAAUGGCCGUGAGGCGAGCAGGUCGACCAGCGAGGCCCCGUCGUGGAGGCCGCAGCACACCGCCAUCACCGUCUCCAAGAAGCGCAACUGGCUGCAGCAGAGCUCCCAGGGAAGGGCUCAGCUGGCCAAGGAUGAGCUGCAGGGAGUGCUGGGAGCCGAGGAGGAGGGCGGCCAGGGUCUCCAUCAGCUGCCRCCUCCCCCCAGUCCCUCGCCCGACCACCUGAGACACACGGGGGGAGCGCCGUCUCGGCCGGUCCGCCUACUGAUUCCUCAGGUAACUGUCGGCCAGGCUAAGGUGUCCCCUCACCCUCGGAGUGUGGACCCAGCUGAAGAGAAUGACGCCGACGAYGAGGGAGAGAUUUGGUACAACCCAAUCCCGGAGGACGACGAACCGAGGACGUCGCACCAUCCUUCCGUUCGGCUCAUCGUCCCGUCUCAAACGGAGCUCCAGCGGAGGCCCAGCAGGGGAGUGGAUGGGACCCUGGAGGGUUCCAGUGGGCCGGAGGGACACGUGGAUAGCCUCAGCGGCGGCUCAGGAGACGCGAGUCUGGGGAAUCUUGCACAUUCCGCAGAGGCUCCACAUCUGCACAGACAGAUGCUCACAUGCAAGCCUCAAGAGGAAGGGGGGCUUUCCUCGAGCAAACCAACAGAUGGUCUUGACCUGCCCAGCGCUGUUGGCUUCUCCCCUCCUUCAAGCCCCAACCCAACCAAGAAGAGCAGCUCAAUCAACUGGUCCUUCCCAGACAAGAUCAAGUCUCCACGUACUGUUAGGAAGAUCUCCAUGAAGAUAAGCCGAAAACUCAGCGUGAAAGGGACCCAAAACAGCACUUCAGGCGGCAACGGAGGCAGCCAGCUGGAGCCAAGGGCCCAUUCUCCUCGGGCCAACGGGAGUGGGUCCGAGGUUGUCACCCAGACUUCGGGCCRUCCUCGACUAGUCUCGUCUGGGGGCGGUCAGGCGGGACGGAAUGUGAUCUCACGGUACCACCUGGACAGCAGCGUGUCCACGCAACACAGCUUCAGUAAAAAGAAAAGCAACGGCAGCUCAAAGUCCGCCAGUAAAGGUGGCUACCUCAGUGAUGGGGACUCACCGGAAUUGGUGACUAAAUCAGGAAAACACGGCUCUGCAGAGGGAAAAGGGGGCAAAGGAAAAGAAACCGAGGGAGGUGGAACUUCCAGACUCAACGGCACGGAGCUGGACAUCGAUGCUUUCCGUCAUUACAGCUUCACGGAUCAGCCCAAGUGCAGCCAGUACAUCUCCGGACUGAUGAGUCUCCAUUUUUACGGCGCCGAGGACCUCAAACCGCCGCGCAUCGACUCGCGAGACGUCUACUGCGCCAUUCAGGUGGACUCAGUCAACAAAGCGCGCACGGCCCUGCUCACCUGCCGAACCUCCUUCCUGGGUAUGGACCACACCUUCAACAUCGAGCUGGAGAACGCUCAGCACCUGAAGCUUGUGGUUUUCAGCUGGGAACCCACGCCGAAACGCAACCGCGUCUGCUGCCACGGCACGGUGGUGCUGCCCACGCUCUUCAGGGUGACGCGCACCCACCAGCUGGCCGUGAAGCUGGAGCCACGGGGACUGAUCUACGUCAAGCUGAACCUGAUGGAGCAGUGGCAGAACUCGCURGACGGCGGGCCGGACAGGGACCGCGAGCCGCAGGUGUUCGGCGUGGAGGUGUGGCGAGUGGUGGAGAGGGAGAACACGGGGCUGAUAGUGCCGCUGAUCAUCAGCAAGUGCAUCGAUGAGAUUGAGAAGAGGGGCUGCCAGGUGGUGGGUCUCUACCGUCUGUGCGGCUCUGCUGCGGUGAAGAAAGAGCUACGGGAAGCGUUCGAGAGAGACAGUCAUGCUGUGGAGCUGUGUGAAAGCAUGUACCCCGACAUCAACGUCAUCACAGGAGUACUGAAGGACUACCUGCGUGAACUGCCCUACCCUCUGAUCAACAAGCCGCUGUACGAGGCAGUGCUGGAGACCAUGGCCGUGAGACCUCUGAAAAUGGGCGCAGCGGGGUGCGGGAACAAUCAAGCGGACUCCGAGUACACCGUCAGCCUGCUGGAGAACCUGCCGGAGGUGGAGAGGAUGACCUUGCGGAAGCUCCUUGACCAUUUGAAGCUCGUGGCGUCCUUUCAAGAAGUGAACAAGAUGACGUGCCAGAAUCUGGCGGUGUGCUUUGGCCCGGUGCUGCUCAGCCAGCGUCAGGAGGCGUCCUGCCACACGAACCGCGUCUUCAUCGACUCGGAGGAGCUGGCGAGCGCCCUGCACUUCAAAAAGCACAUCGAAGUCCUGCACUACCUCCUGCAGCUCUGGCCAG
Austrofundulus limnaeus is the source of this 4438-nucleotide messenger RNA. Its product is annotated as rho GTPase-activating protein SYDE2. The record is from RefSeq and is a predicted model, not a curated record. Gene Ontology annotation, molecular function: GTPase activator activity. Gene Ontology annotation, cellular component: synaptic membrane. Gene Ontology annotation, biological process: cell migration; regulation of Ras protein signal transduction; signal transduction. Lineage: Eukaryota; Metazoa; Chordata; Actinopteri; Cyprinodontiformes; Rivulidae.